AUGCCAGACGAAGCGCGAGCAUGCGUAUGGAGUACAGCGGCGUCAUCCAGCCACCGUUUCUCGCUGCAACACGCGGUCGACUUUGUUUUCGUCACGGAAAGUUCAGCCAAGCGCAUCAGCAAAGCUAUCAGAGAUGGGAUGAGCGAGCAGUUCUUUAUUCUGCCUACUUCCGCUGGUAGGAGAAGGCACGUUGCUCGCGCAGCGGCGGCAAAUCUUCCCCCAUCUCUCGAAGAGACAGCAGAUCGUCGCCCAUUCUCCGAUUCGUUCUUUGACUCUGGUAGCGAGGGCGAGGACCAGGACCGACCUUAA
This is a messenger RNA of Phytophthora nicotianae INRA-310, 309 nucleotides long. RefSeq lists its product as hypothetical. The record is from RefSeq and is a predicted model, not a curated record. The coding region runs from base 1 to 309 and encodes 102 amino acids. NCBI's taxonomy places the organism in Eukaryota, Oomycota, Peronosporomycetes, Peronosporales, Peronosporaceae. The transcript has a single exon.